Molecule: messenger RNA, 1263 nt
Organism: Yarrowia lipolytica CLIB122
Lineage: Eukaryota; Fungi; Ascomycota; Dipodascomycetes; Dipodascales
Biological process (GO): intracellular mRNA localization
Cellular component (GO): endoplasmic reticulum; nuclear outer membrane-endoplasmic reticulum membrane network; ribonucleoprotein complex
Molecular function (GO): mRNA binding
Source: RefSeq, a predicted model, not a curated record
AUGUCCAAGCGCCUCGAAAAACCUUCCAAGACCGAGUUUGAGUCCCGCCAGACGGAGCUCAAGGCGACGCUCGACGCCAAGGUCAAGACGCUCAACGCAGCGAUCGACGCGGUCAAAAAGACUCAGGGCAACGGCAAGAACCCCGCACUCGACGCGCUGCACGACGAGCUCAACGACAUCAAGAGCCAGCAGAAUGCCUUCAAGCAGGGAAAGCAGGGCGUUUUUGACGAGAUCAAGACGAUCGACCAGCGCAUCUCCGGGCGAAUCAAGGACGUGCAGGCCGCCAAGGCCAAGCUGCCAGUGCGAAACGCCGACGAGGUGGAGAAGCGAAUCGAGCAGCUCGAGGACUCGGUCGAGUCCGGCCAGCUGCGAAUCCUGGACGAGAAGAAGGCGCUCACCGAGAUUAGUCAGCUGAAAAAGUCCAAGGCUGCGUUUGCCAACAUUGCCAAGAUGGAGGAGGCCAUUGCAGCUGACAAGGAGACCGUGGCUGGCAUCCGGGCCGGCAUCGACGACUCCGAGUCGAAAAAGCUGCAUCUGCGGGCCCAGGAGAUCAUCAAGAAGAUUGAGGAGUCGCGGGCCGAGCGAAACGAGCUCAAAAAGUCGCGGGACGCGCUGUACGCAGCCCGAGACAAGGCAUUUGAGGAGAAGCACGCCGCCAACGCCGAGCUGCAGGCUCUGCGGGACGAGUACUAUGGCGCUCUCAAGCAGUACCAGGACCAGUACGCUGCCGACAUGGCUGUUCGACGGGAGAAGGAGAAGGAGGAGCGACAGGCGUACGAGAAGGAGAAGCGUCUGGAGCGGGCCAAGGCCAAGCUCGAGAUUGCGUCCACCCCUGCGUUUGGCGUGGAGAUCGUCGAGACCGAGAAUCUGCUCAACUUCUUUGAGAAGGAGUCCGGCGCCUCCCCGGCCGCCGAGUCUAAGGCCUCUUCUCCCUCGCCCUCCAUUGACCCGUCCAAGGUCAUCAAGAAGGACGUGGGCACCUUCAUGGAGGGCACCGGCGGCAAGCGGGGCAAGAAGACCCGAGGUGCCAAGGCCGGCGACAAGUUCAACCUCAACCUGACGGUGAUCGAGUCGCUUUCCGCCCUCUCUAUCGGCAUCCCCGGUUCCAAGUCCGAGGUGCCCGAGGUAGUGGAGCAGCUCAAGAAGAAGCUCAACUACUACAAGGACAACCAGGACAAGGUCACCAAGGAGAACAUCCGAAAGGCCGAGGAGGAGAUUGCCAAAGCCGAGGAGGAUGUUGGCCAGGAGCAGGAGGAGGCAUGA